Molecule: messenger RNA, 813 nt
Organism: Ilyonectria robusta
Lineage: Eukaryota; Fungi; Ascomycota; Sordariomycetes; Hypocreales; Nectriaceae
Exons: 2
Source: RefSeq, a predicted model, not a curated record
GGCCAAGAGCGAUAUACCGGUGCAAUGUACGUACCCAGAUCGGCCACCGAGUGUGGGGUGGUGUGGCAGACGUCGGUGGAGCAGCGACAGGCGGGUGAGGAUGGGGCUGGCGGGGCCGGGGGAGCCACCUCGUCUUUGUCUUGUCUGUGCCGUGUGAGCAUUCGUUGCGUUGCUGCUGUCGGUCUGUGCUUGCGGAUUGCUGGUUGGCGCUGGUGUUGAAAGAAGAUGGAGUGAAACCUUGACGGCCAAUGCUAUGAUGCUACCAAGUACGAAGUGCGCAGCCCCUGCGGACGCCGUGGAGAGCGUCCAUGUACCUGCUGGUACCUGCGCUCAUUGGCCACGGGGGCCGUCAUCGAACGAACCGGGGGCUGUGGCGCCUUGUUGCUGUGGGCGGCUUGGGAGCAGCUAGGCAGCAGAAACAAUGCAUCUGGAUUGAAUCCAUGGCUCGCACCGGGAAGUGGAUUGGAUCUUCGGUUUGGUCUGGGCGAAGCAUUGAACUCGCUGCCGAUGAUGGGCGAUGGUGCUGGGCAUGGUCAUGGCCGUGGUUGUGGUGUGUGGAUGCGGCAUCCUUCCGGCAUCUCUCAGCCAUUCAUCCACCAUCCCAUCAAAAGACACACUCACACGCAUACACACAGAUGCACGCGCAUACACCCAAUGCCACCACGCACUUAACCUAGGUUCAGCAGAGCCUCGGAGGCGCAACAAGACUACAUAGUCAUCUGCCGUAAUACGGUUUCAAUCUAAGGCCGAAGAUGAUUCUGUGGCAUACUCCAUACCGCGCUCAUCAAGCAAUUGAUCGAGGUCGGCACUGUG